AUGGCUCAGCAGGGAGUUCUGCUGGAUCAGGACCAGUUCUGUUGUUCUGUCUGUCUGGAUCUACUGAAGGAGCCAGUCACUACUGCCUGUGGACACAGUUACUGUAGGAGCUGUAUUGAGGGCUGCUGGGAUAAGAAUGUUCUGAAAGGGGUCUAUAGCUGUCCCCAGUGCAGACAGACCUUCACUCCAAGGCCUACUCUGAGGAAAAAUAACAUGUUGGCUGAGGUCGUUGAGAAACUGAAGAAGACAGGACUCCAGGCUGCUACCCCUCCUACUCUGUGUUAUGCUGGACCUAGAGAUGUGGCGUGUGAUUUCUGCACUGGGACCAGAAAGCAGAAAGCCCUCAUGUCCUGUCUGGCGUGUCUGGCCUCGUACUGUGAGACUCACCUCCAACCUCACUACGAAGUUCCUGCCUUUAAGAAGCACAAAUUGAUCAAAGCCACAGCUCAACUACAGGAGAAGAUCUGCUCUCAUCAUGACAAACUGCUGGAGGUUUACUGUCGUACAGAUCAGCAGUGUAUUUGUAUGCUGUGUGUGAUGGAUGUACAUAAAGGCCAUGAUACAGUCUCAGCUACAGCAGAGAGGACUGAGAAACAGAAGCAACUGGGGAUGAGUCAGCAGAAGGUCCAGCAGAGAGUCCAAAGAGAGAAGGAGUUGAAGGAGCUCAAACAGGCUGUGGAGUCUCUCAAGCACUCUGCACAGGCAGCAGUGGAGGACAGUGAGAAGAUCUUUACUCAGCUGAUCCGCUCCAUUGAGAGAAGGUGCUCUGAAGUAAAGGAGCUGAUCAGAGCCCAAGAGAAGGCUCAAGUGAGUCAAGCGGAAGUUCUUCUGGAGCAACUGAAGCAGGAGAUCGCUGAGCUGAGGAAGACAAACACUGAGCUGGAGCAGCUCUCACCAGAGGAUCACAUCCAUUUCCUCCAGAAUUAUCAGUCUCUCUCCAGUCCCAGUGUAUCUUCAGACCUACCCAGCAUCACUGUCCGUCCUCUUAAGUACUUUGGAUAUGUGAAUAAGACUGUGUCUGAGCUGAGAGAGAAACUAGAAUACUUCCUUAAAGGAGAAUGGACCAAGAUCUCAACUACAGUGAAUGUAGCGGAUAUUUUGCCUACAGAGCCCAAGACCAGAGAACAGUUCUUACAAUAUUCCUGUCAGCUCACCCUGAACCCAAACACAGCAUGUGAAGAACUCUUUCUGACUGAAGGGAAGAGAAAAGUGAUCUUUACAGAUCAAGCCCAACCAUAUCCUAACCAUCCAGACAGAUUCACCAACUACUACCAGGUUCUGUGUAGAGAGGGUCUGUCUGGAUGCUGUUACUGGGAGGUGGAGUGGAGUGGGCACUGUGUUCAUACAGCAGUCUCAUAUAAAGACAUCAGCAGAACAAGGGCAGGUCAUGCAUUUGGAUCCAAUGACAAGUCUUGGAGUUUAGGGUGCUCUAGUGGUGGUUAUCGUUUCAUACACAAUAAUGUUGUGACUAAUGUGUCAGGCCCUUGGUCCUCCAGAGUGGGAGUGUACCUGGAUCACAAGGCAGGUACUCUGUCCUUUUACAGCGUCUCUGACACAAUGACCCUCCUCCACAGAGUCCAGACCACAUUUCCUCAGCCCCUCUAUCCUGGGUUUCGUCUCUAUGGAGCUAAUGAUACUGCUGAGCUGUGUAAACUGUGGUAGGGGCCCACAUAGAUACUAGUCAUGCUGGUGGUGACAGUCCCCAUAUGUGAUGCUUCAUUCUGCUUAGUUAUUUUGUACAAUUACUUCAUCUCACUGAUUUGAU
Coregonus clupeaformis (lake whitefish) is the source of this 1765-nucleotide messenger RNA. RefSeq names its product tripartite motif-containing protein 16. The record is from RefSeq and is a predicted model, not a curated record. Gene Ontology annotation, molecular function: protein binding; zinc ion binding. Lineage: Eukaryota; Metazoa; Chordata; Actinopteri; Salmoniformes; Salmonidae.